AUGGAAGGCGGACCUGACGGUACAUCAAGUGGCGGCAUCCGUGGGACCUCGCAACAAAUAGCCGGCGCCAGCACUCCAGUAGUUGGAGCAAGUCCGGUCGCGAGAAUUCCAAAACUUAAAGGCCCAGAAGCAACCCCGCAAGUUGCUACUGUGGUGAGACACCAGAAUGUAGUCAUCAGAAAGAUUAUCAGCGACGACGGAACAGAUCUGCAAGGCAAAACGAUAGAAGAAAUGGAGUUAAAAGAAUUUGAAGCAUUCAAAAGCUUUAGGGCUAUGAGGAAAUUGCAAAGCCAAAGACAACCCCAGAAAGAGAAAGAAUGGGAUCGAGUUUCGGUCCACACAGACCAAACGGAAUACUCUGACGAACAAGGAAAGGAGUCAACCCUUCACGAAAAAAGAUCAAGCAUGAAGGAGAGAGAUGCAGGUAGACCAUCCAAUGCAAAAGACACUCAUAAAAGACAAGAAAAGUACCCUAAAGUAGCUGAAGCAAAGCAAUACAACCAAGCUUUCAAGAACCAAACUUUCCGCUCUCCUUUUACGGACGACAUUAACGAAAUAUCUAUUCCCAAAGGGUUGAAAGGGCCGAGGGUGCCACCUUACGAUGGUACCGGAGAUCCAGAUGAUCAUGUAUCCAACUUCCAGUUGGUAAUAAAAAUGCUACCAAUGGAUCUAAAGUUAUCGAGCCUUAAUUUGGCGGGAACUUUAUACGGAUCUGCCCGAUAUUGGCUUGCUAGCUAA
Messenger RNA from Lactuca virosa, 738 nucleotides. Lineage: Eukaryota; Viridiplantae; Streptophyta; Magnoliopsida; Asterales; Asteraceae. The record is from the annotation of a GenBank genome assembly.